This is a messenger RNA of Impatiens glandulifera, 4660 nucleotides long. RefSeq names its product ABC transporter G family member 35-like. NCBI's taxonomy places the organism in Eukaryota, Viridiplantae, Streptophyta, Magnoliopsida, Ericales, Balsaminaceae. The record is from RefSeq and is a predicted model, not a curated record. Gene Ontology annotation, cellular component: membrane. The coding region runs from base 37 to 4533 and encodes 1498 amino acids. The transcript has 20 exons. Gene Ontology annotation, molecular function: ATP hydrolysis activity; ABC-type transporter activity; ATP binding.
AACCCAGAUCGAAUUAACAGCAGAAAAACAGGGGAUAUGGAAGGUGAGAGAUUCCGGUCAGGGUCGACAAGAGGCAGUCGGAUAGUCCGGAGCCUGAGUCGGGUCGGAAGUUGGCACGUGGAAGAUGUGUUUGGUGGCGGCCCAGGAGUGGCAGGGUCAGCUAGAAGGAGUAGCCGGGCAGCUGAGGAAGAUGAGGAAGCUCUUCGAUGGGCAGCCCUUGAGAAACUGCCAACUUAUGCUAGAUUGAGAACAAGCAUUCUCAAAUCGGUCGGAGAUGAUGAUAGUAACAAUAAGGUUAUCCACGAGCAGAUUGAUGUUAGGAAAUUGGAUAUGAGUGCCAAACAAGACUUUAUCGAUAGGCUUUUCAGGGUGGCCGAGGAAGAUAACGAGAAGUACUUGAGGAAGUUCAGAGCCAGAAUUGAAAAGGUUGGGAUUAGUCUACCGACAGUUGAAGUUAGGUACGAGCAUCUUACAAUCGAAGCUGAUUGUUACAUUGGAGACAGAGCACUUCCCACUUUGCUCAACGUCACUAGGAACCUCGUUGAGUCGGGUCUAGGCUGCAUCGGGAUAGGCGCCCAAAAGACCAAACUAACCAUCUUGAAGGAUGUCUCGGGCGUCAUUAAACCGGGAAGGAUGACACUUCUAUUGGGUCCACCAUCCUCUGGGAAAACCACCCUUUUGUUAGCCCUGGCCGGAAAAUUGGACCCCAGUUUGAAGGUGAAGGGAGAAAUUACAUAUAAUGGUCAUAAGUUGAAUGAAUUUGUCCCACAAAAGACAUCUGCUUACAUCAGCCAAAACGAUGUCCAUGUCGGAGAAAUGACCGUGAAAGAAACCCUAGAUUUCUCCGCUAGGUGUCAAGGAGUUGGAUCGCGAUAUGAAAUGUUAAUGGAGCUUGCAAAGAGAGAAAAAGAUGCUGGAAUAAUUCCGGAGGCUGAAGUUGACCUUUUCAUGAAGGCAACUGCUAUGGAAGGAGUUAAAAGCAGUCUCAUUACCGACUACACAUUAAGGCUAUUGGGGCUUGACGUAUGCCGUGACACUAUUGUCGGGGAUGAAAUGAUUCGAGGUGUUUCAGGAGGUCAAAAGAAGCGAGUUACCACAGGAGAGAUGAUCGUUGGUCCGACCAAGACUCUUUUCAUGGACGAGAUAUCCACCGGACUAGACAGCUCCACGACGUUUCAGAUCGUGAGGUGCCUACAGCAAAUAGUACACUUGACUGAAGCCACCAUUCUUGUAUCCCUGCUCCAGCCUGCACCCGAGACCUUCAAUCUCUUCGACGAUAUCAUCUUGUUAUCGGAAGGUCAAACCGUCUACCAGGGUCCCCGAGAACAUGUCAUUGAAUUCUUCCAAAGCUGCGGAUUCAGGUGCCCUGAGAGGAAAGGGACUGCAGAUUUCUUACAAGAGGUUACCUCCAGGAAGGAUCAGGAGCAGUAUUGGGCCGAUAGAAACAGGCAGUAUAGAUACAUCCCUGUGAGCGAGUUUGCCCAGAGAUUCAAGAACUUCCAUGUGGGAGUUCGCAUCCAGAACGAGCUGUCGGUUCCUUUCGAUAGGGCGCAGAACCAUAAGGCUGCACUUGUGUUUAAUAGGUACUCCGUCCCUAAAAUGGAGCUUCUCAAGGCGUGCUUCGAUAAGGAAUGGCUGUUGAUCAAGCGUAACUCGUUUAUCUAUGUGUUCAAGACGGUUCAGAUCAUAAUCAUUGCUAUUAUUGCAUCGACGUUGUUUCUGAGGACAAACAUGCACACGAAUACUCUAGACGAUGGGUUAAUCUACGUAGGAGCGCUCCUGUUCGCUAUGAUCAUUAACAUGUUUAACGGAUUUGCGGAACUGUCUCUAACCAUACAGAGACUUCCAGUGUUCUACAAACAUAGGGAUCUUCUUCUUCAUCCCGCUUGGGCCUUCACUUUACCCAAUUUCUUGCUUCGGAUACCAAUCACCAUGUUUGAAUCCGUCAUUUGGAUUGUCAUGUCCUACUACACAAUCGGUUUUGCUCCUGAGGCAGACAGGUUUUUCAAGCAACUGUUGAUAGUAUUCUUGAUCCAACAAAUGGCUGCUGGGGUCUUCAGGCUCAUUUCUGGAGUUUGCAGAACAAUGGUCAUUGCAAGUACAGGCGGGGCUCUCAUUCUACUACUCAUAUUCCUACUCGGUGGUUUCAUCCUGCCAUACGAUCAAAUUCCAAAGUGGUGGCAGUGGGCAUACUGGUUAUCUCCAUUGACUUAUAGUUUCAAUGCAUUGGCUGUAAAUGAAAUGUUUGCUCCAAGGUGGAUGAAUAAAAUGGUAUCUCCCAAUAGUAAUACAACUCUGGGAAUUGCGAUUCUAAAUACCUUCGAUGUCCCUACUGAACCAAACUGGUAUUGGAUCGGGGUAGGAGCGCUUUUGGGCUUCAUAGUUAUCUUAAACAUUCUCUUCACCCUCGCCCUCACUUACCUAAGUCCUUUUGGGAAGGCACAAGCUGUGCUUUCCAAAGAGACAGCCAUGGAGAUGGAAAAUGACCAAGAACAUACCAACGAACCUCCCAGGCUCAGAAUUAACGGAUCAGUUAGGGAGACAUCCUCUCCUUCCUUGUCUGCUGCGGAUGGAAACAAUACAAGAGAAAUGGCAGUUCGACGGAUGAGUAGCCAAUCAAAUCCAAACGGACUGAGUAGAAACGACGAUCCGAUCCUCGAGUCUGUGGGUGGCAUUGCGCCCAAGAAAGGAAUGGUGCUACCAUUCACUCCUCUAGCCAUGUCUUUUGAUACAGUGAAUUACUACGUGGACAUGCCGCCAGAAAUGAAGGCUCAAGGUGUAACCGAAGACAGGCUUCAAUUACUCCGAGGCGUAACAAGUGCGUUUAGGCCUGGAGUUCUCACCGCGCUUAUGGGAGUUAGUGGAGCUGGAAAGACCACUCUCAUGGAUGUCCUAGCAGGAAGGAAAACCGGAGGAUACAUUGAAGGUGACGUCAGAAUUUCCGGGUUCCCAAAGAACCAAGAAACGUUUGCCAGGGUUUCUGGAUACUGUGAACAGACCGAUAUCCAUUCUCCACAAGUCACGAUUCGAGAAUCCUUAAUCUAUUCGGCUUUCCUCAGACUCCCCAAAGAAGUCAGCAAGAGUGAAAAAAUGCUUUUUGUGGAUCAAGUGAUGGACCUGGUGGAAUUGGACAACCUUAAAGACGCCAUUGUUGGGCUUCCCGGGGUUUCUGGACUGUCGACGGAGCAGAGAAAGAGAUUGACGAUAGCGGUUGAGCUCGUUGCUAACCCCUCCAUUAUAUUCAUGGAUGAACCGACAUCUGGACUUGACGCAAGAGCGGCCGCCAUUGUUAUGAGGACAGUCAGAAACACAGUGGACACAGGAAGAACUGUCGUGUGCACAAUUCAUCAGCCCAGCAUUGAUAUCUUUGAAGCCUUUGACGAGCUCCUGUUGAUGAAAAGGGGAGGACAGGUUAUCUACUCUGGACCCCUCGGUCGAAACUCUCAAAAGAUUGUUGAAUAUUUCGAGGCUGUUCCUGGCAUUCCAAAAAUUAAAGAAAUGUACAAUCCAGCAACAUGGAUGCUAGAAGUAAGCUCGGUUGCCGCAGAAGUCAGGCUUGGGAUGGAUUUUGCAGAGCACUACAGAUCGUCAGCGUUGUUCCAGCGAAACAAGACUUUAGUGAAGGAGUUAAGCGUACCUCCACCAGGAAACAAAAAUAUCUUCUUCUCGACACAAUACUCUCAGUCUACGUGGGGGCAAUUCAAAUCCUGUCUAUGGAAACAAUGGAUAACUUACUGGAGAAGCCCCGACUAUAAUCUCGUUAGGAACUUCUUCACUUUGAUAGCUGCCUUAAUGGUGGGAACAAUUUUCUGGCAAGUUGCUAAUAAGAGCCAAAAGAGCGUAUCGGAUUUGACAACAAUGAUAGGAGCAAUGUAUUCAGCUGUCCUGUUUGUUGGAAUUAACAACUGUGGAACAGUACAGCCAUUGGUAGCUACUGAAAGAACAGUUUUCUACAGAGAAAGAGCAGCUGGAAUGUAUUCUGCACUACCUUAUGCAUUUGCCCAGGUGAUUGCUGAGCUACCAUAUGUGUUUGUCCAAACGAUGUACUUCAGUCUCAUCGUUUAUGCCAUGAUUGGAUUCGAAUGGGCAGUUGGGAAAUUCUUUUGGUUUUUCUUCAUCACCUUCUUCUCCUUCCUCUACUUCACUUACUAUGGAAUGAUGACUGUCUCCAUAACGCCAAACCAUCAAGUGGCAGCUAUAUUUGCAGCAGCAUUCUACGCGCUCUUCAACCUUUUCUCUGGAUUCUUCAUUCCAAAACCUAAAAUUCCAAAGUGGUGGAUAUGGUACUACUGGAUAUGCCCAGUUGCAUGGACUGUUUAUGGAUUGAUUGUAUCUCAAUACGGUGAUUUACAGAGCGAACUUAUCGUUCCUGGAGUGACUCCCAAUCCGACCAUUCAAUCAUACAUCAAAAGUCACUUCGGCUAUGACCCAGAUUUCAUUGGCGGAAUUGCAGGAGGACUGGUGGCUUUCUGUGUCUUUUUUGCCUUCAUGUAUGCCUAUUGCAUCAAGACCUUAAACUUCCAGACAAGGUAGAAGAAGCUCAUGAUGAAUAUAUAUGUGUAAUUAUAGAUAGAGAGAAAGACAGUGAGUGAUGGAAACAUAUCUAGAAUAUGUGUGUAUUAAUUAUCAAGAAUUUAAUGUUUUGAACUGGUUUCCUUUA